Molecule: messenger RNA, 729 nt
Organism: Penicillium taxi
Lineage: Eukaryota; Fungi; Ascomycota; Eurotiomycetes; Eurotiales; Aspergillaceae
Product: exosome non-catalytic core subunit CSL4
Exons: 1
Coding region: 1-729 (242 amino acids)
Biological process (GO): RNA processing
Cellular component (GO): nuclear exosome (RNase complex); cytoplasm
Molecular function (GO): RNA binding
Source: RefSeq, a predicted model, not a curated record
AUGGCAGCCACUCCUCCAUCUGUGGCCAUUCCAGGUGAAUGCCUAGGCCCAAUCUCCACAUACACCUCAGGACCAGGGACACACGUCCAGCAAUCCCACAUCUACGCCUCCAUCGCUGGUCCCGUCAUUGCCGAUAGUAAAAGCCAACCAAAGGGCAAGACCCAUCUAAGGAUAGCCCGCAUGGUCCCAGCCGCACACCAGUCAGGCCCAGUCCCAUCAUCAAAAUAUCAAAAAAAUAAAUACAACUCCCUGCCGGGCAUUGACACCGUUGUCCUUGCACGAGUCACUCGUGUGCAGAAGCGUCAGGCAACAGUUUCUAUACUCGUUAUCCUUGAUGAGAGCUCUGAUCCGAAUGAGACUGAACCGUUGAAAGGAUCCUCGGAUAAUGAUAACAUCGCCUCUAUCCUUACCUCUGCUGCCAACCCGGAGAAUCACAGCAGUAACGACGAGCUACGUUUCCAGGCGCUCAUCCGCAAGGAAGACGUGCGCGCUGUUGAGAAGGACCGUGUUGUUAUGGAUGAGAUGUUUCGUGUUGGUGAUAUUGUCCGUGGCUCGGUUAUCUCGCUUGGUGAUCAGAGCUUUUACUACCUCACUACGGCCCGUAAUGACUUUGGCGUCGUGAUGGCACGGAGCGAGGCUGGGAAUAUGAUGUUCCCUGUGAGCUGGAAGGAAAUGAGGGAUCCUGUAACUGGUUCUGCUGAACCGAGGAAGGUUGCUCGGCCUUACUGA